AUGGUUUCUUCAGCAGGUUCAUUGAGCGCGGGAUCGCUUAUGUUCGCAUUGUUAUGUUCACCCGUGGCUGCCACCACUUAUUCACUGGUGGAGACGUGGCAGGGAAACAAUUUCUUGGAUUCAUUCAAUUUCCACGUUGGUUCCGACCCGACAAAUGGCUUUGUCAACUAUCUCGACAAGGAGACCGCCGAAAAGACAGGCCUCGUCAAGGUCACCGAGGCCGGUAGUGUGUAUCUGGGGGUCGAUCAUGCUACCAAGCUGGACCCCAGAGGCAAGAGGGGCCGUGAUUCGGUGCGCAUUGGCAGCAAGAAAUACUACGACCAGUCUCUGGUGAUCGCCGAUAUUGCGCACAUGCCUGGUGGCGUCUGCGGAACCUGGCCGGCCUUCUGGUCUGUCGGAAAGAAUUGGCCUGCAGACGGUGAGAUCGACAUCAUCGAGGGUGUCAACUUGCAGGAACACAACGAGAUCGUCAUGCACACAGCCGGCACUUGCAGUUUGACAGAUACGGAAAUGACUGGCUCGGUGAACGCUACAGGGUGUGGCGAGGAUCUAGGCACCGUCGGUUGCAAGGUUGAGGGCCACGAAGGCAGCUAUGGCACAUCUUUCAACAAACAAAAGGGUGGAGUUUAUUCGUUGCAGUGGACCGACGAGUUCCUCAAGAUUUGGUACUUCCCCCGAAGCGCCAUCCCGCCCUCGAUAACUAGCGGCCAGCCCGAUGUAACCGAGUUCGGUACCCCAAUGGCACUGGUGGAGGAAUCGUGUGAUGUUGCCAACGCCUUCAAGUCCCAGUCGUUUGUAUUUGAUGUCACUUUCUGUGGAGACUGGGCAGGUGGAGUGUAUGGUGAUUCUGGUUGCCCCAUGACCGACGGCGAUUCUUUCCAAAGCUGCCACAAUUUCGUUGCCAACAAUCCCGCGCAGUUCAAGGAGACUUACUGGGAAAUCAAUUCGGUCAAGAUCUAUCAGGCCGGCGGGAAGGGAAUUGCCUCCGGUUCAUCCCCCGAGCACAAGCCGGCUACGACUGCCGCUGCUCCGGUAGGAGUGCAGACCACUGCGGAGACCCACGCUGCUAACACUGCUGCUGCGACGCACUCGGCCGCUCCCAAGGAAGGGAAAAUCCCUGGAGCAGUUCAGGAUCUUCCUACUGCGCCUAUUCCUACUGUUGCAGCUACUGCCGAAAGCCCUGCUACUGAAGUAGCCGAGUACCCUUCCACCGGCAAGAAGACUCGCACAUUCACCUCUUUGGUCACUGCAACCGAGACCUUCUGCCCCGAGGCCGAAAAGGCAUCCGCGAUUGACACCCACUCCGUGGUCCCCACUCCAGUUGUGCAAUCUGUCCAAGCCCCACCCCAUGGUCAAGAUCCCGAGGCACGAACCUCUGCGCGGACCUCUGCGCCUCCUGUGGCCCCUACCUCCGGCCUCACGCCCGUUCCAACCGGUCACGGCCACACGAACUCGAAAUCUCUCCCUGCUUCUACCGCUAAAUCUGCUGCAGCUGAACACACCUCGGUCCCCGCUGAGUCCUUCAGUGGCUCAUGGGAGAACCCCUAUGCGAUUCCCCCUGCCGUUGUUUCCGACGUUCCUUACAAUGCCUCCAAUGCACUGAUCCCUGCCCCUACCGAUGUCUCGCCAAAGCAGACUAACUCGGCUACAUCUGGUUUCUUUGUUCCCUCCGGCUCUAAAUCUGGCGUCAGCCCGGUCUUUACCGGUGCCGCCGAUCGAUUGUCCAUGAGCAUCUCCGCUCUCUUCUUUGCAGUCAUUGUUGCAUUCUUUGUUUAG
Messenger RNA from Penicillium digitatum Pd1, 1776 nucleotides. RefSeq names its product putative GPI anchored endo-1,3(4)-beta-glucanase (gene eng2). NCBI's taxonomy places the organism in Eukaryota, Fungi, Ascomycota, Eurotiomycetes, Eurotiales, Aspergillaceae. The record is from RefSeq and is a predicted model, not a curated record. Gene Ontology annotation, biological process: glucan catabolic process. Gene Ontology annotation, molecular function: hydrolase activity, hydrolyzing O-glycosyl compounds.